UUAGGGCAUUUUAGAAGGUUGAUAUUUCUCCAUUACAUUAUUUGAGGCACUGCUGGCAUUCAGCUUCUGGAAUCUUUUGCCCAGUAGGGUAGACCUAGAUCGGGGGUCGGCAACCUGCGGCUCCCGAGCCAUUUGUGGCUCUUUCACCUCUGUGCUGCGGCUCCCUGUGGCUUUGGGAAAUAAUUGGUCAGUAUUUAAUUAAAAUGUAUUUUAUGUUAGUUUGUUAGCUUUUGAAAUGUAAUUAUGGUGAUCUUGUACAACCUAAGUGUAGCGACACAUUUCCUGCCACAUCCGAAACGGCUCACAAUUAGCCAGCAUUCCGGUUAAGGGAGAUAGCCUACGGGGGUUUGUGAGUACGCGUCUUUUGCAGCAUCUGCGUCCAUGGGGGCUGGGUUGAGGGAGGCUUAAAAGCAAGGCUGUUUAGUUCGAAUAAAGCUAUCUUUGACUGCAGUUUACUGACACCGCUACAACGUGUUUUUAUCGCUGGCUGUCCAGACGGAAGGUGCUGAAACGCUUUGUCGCGUGUCUGGAAGAAGUGAAAACUUUCCUGGGCAGCAAAGGGCUCACCUUUCCUGAGCUGGAACAGCCAGAGUGGCUGGAAAAGCUACACUUCAUGGUAGACAUGACAGCGCACCUGAACACGCUGAACACAGCUCUUCAGGGGAAAGGACGUACAGCCCUGCACAUGUUGGAGGAUGUUUUGGCAUUCGAGCGCAAGUUGACAGUGCUUGCCAGAGAUUUACAGAAAGGCACUUUGUCUCACUUCCCCAAUUUGAGAGAGUUCAAACAAGGUCACGACAUGAUAAUUUCGGAGUAUUUACAUUCUGCAAUCAUCGCAAUGCAAACAUCGUUUGGGAAACGCUUCUGUGAGUUCAGAGAGGAAAAAAACACAUUAUCCUUCCCGGUCACUCCCUUAAGCAUCGAUCCUUCCCUACUGAAUACGACUGCAUUGGCAGGUGUGAGUCAACCUGAUCUUGAGAUGGAACUGGCCGACAUAGCCGACAAAGACAUAUGGAUGUCCAAGUUUAGACGCUUGACAGCAGACCUUGAAGAUGUUGCCCGUCAGAAGGCCGUUCUUGCUCAGAAACACAAAUGGAGUGAUAUUGAAAACCUCACAGAUGACAGCUUGCGAUCCUGUGUAAAGAUGAAGGUGACAUCAUACAGCCCUGAUGUGCAGACGCUGUGCGCUGAGGUCCAGGAGCAGAAAUCCCAUUAACCAAGAUGACAGCUGGCUGACGUUAUUUUUGGUUUGCUGCUGGCGGAAAAUUUAAGUUCGGCGUUUUUCAUAAAUACAAGAAGGACUCAAAUAGACAUUGAAUAUUUUACUUAAAAGUAACUUUCAACCCAACGUCUUUUUUUCGGAGUUCAAAAUGUUUUUGUUGCAUGCAGAAAUGUAAUUUCGUUUUCUCUGCAGGGGUUCAUCAAUUUCAUAAAUGCAACACAUUAUAGUUUGUUUAUACAUAGCAUAAAGGCAAAAAAAACGUUGUAUGCAGUGUUAUUUCAUUUUAAAUGUCAAACGGGUUUUGCGGCUCCCAGUGUUUUCUUUUCUGUGGGAAACGGGUCCAAGUGGCUCUUUCAGUGGUAAAGGUUGCU
Hypanus sabinus (Atlantic stingray) is the source of this 1593-nucleotide messenger RNA. Its product is annotated as general transcription factor II-I repeat domain-containing protein 2-like. The coding region runs from base 614 to 1216 and encodes 200 amino acids. The transcript is spliced from 2 exons. The record is from RefSeq and is a predicted model, not a curated record. NCBI's taxonomy places the organism in Eukaryota, Metazoa, Chordata, Chondrichthyes, Myliobatiformes, Dasyatidae.